CUCAAUCCAGGUGUACUACCUGAUACACUCACAUCAUUACACUUUGUCAAAACAUUCAAACAUAAGAUCAAUCGAGACACAUUACCAUCCAGCUUGACAGAACUACAGUUUGGCGACGCAUUCAACCAUGAGUUGUUGCCUGGAACUCUCCCUUUAGGUCUCACCACAUUGGUAUUUGGUGCAAAGUAUGAUUGUCCAUUAUCACGUGGCACUUUACCAUCAACAAUAACUUCAUUAACGUUUGGAAAGUGCUUUGAACAAGUGAUUGAACAAGGCAUGCUUCCAGAAUCUCUCCUCACUCUAUCUCUGGGUCAAUUGUUCAUCAACACACUUCAACCUGGAACAUUGCCAUCCAGUCUGACAUCACUCACAUUCUUCCAAACACUCUCUCAGGACAUGCCUAUCCAUUAUACACUUCAAGUUGAUCAACUGCCACAAUCACUCCACACUUUGAAUCUUCCAACAUGGCAUUCACAACUUGUUAGAGAAUGGUUUCCACCCACACUCAAGAGACUGACUUUCGAAGGAUUCAAGAGUACCCUUGUGACGGCAGAGCUGCCUCAAAAACUAGAGAGUCUGGUCAUAAUGUAUGAAUCUUACGACUACUAUCUAUCACCUCAAUAUCUGGCAAUAAUUGGUCAACUACCCGACACAAUAGUUGAGCUCAAGAUUGACUACUGCUUUAGGAUCACAAGUGGAGUGUUUCCACCUUCGCUCACCUCACUAUAUUUGGCCGGAGGUCGAUCCCAGGAUUUCCCGCCCUCAUUUCUGCCGCGCACCCUCACAUCGCUAUAUCUUGGUGAUAUACUCAAUCAACCGCGUUACCUCAUCAAAGGGGGGUGGCCAUCAUCACUCAAGCGAUUUUCAAUUGGCUACGUUGUUUCAGUUGUGAAUCCAUUGUUGGUCCCAAAUGGACUCACGCACUUGGAAGCAGCAAAAAUAGACUAUGUCAUGUCAGCGUCGAUUGAGCGUGUCAUUUUGAAGGGAGAGUACGAUUAUAAAAGUUAUGUCUAUCAGCCACUCUUUCCUCUAAAGUCAUUCUCAAUGAAUGCAAGGGUGAUUCGAUAUUCCAAUGCUAGGACCAAUAGACAAGCAGAGUUUAUUCGCAAAUCAGUAUUGGGAACACCCAAUGUUGAUGACUAUCAUUACAAGAUUCAGUAUGGCAAGAGUACCGAUCUGGAUAAAGUAUUCACAACACAUGUGCGCAGGAUGGAUGAUAACCAUGUCAUAUGUAUCAUCAAUCUAAAGAAUACAAUCAAUUUCCAAAUCAUUUCAUUA
Acytostelium subglobosum LB1 is the source of this 1278-nucleotide messenger RNA. RefSeq lists its product as hypothetical. The transcript has a single exon. NCBI's taxonomy places the organism in Eukaryota, Evosea, Eumycetozoa, Acytosteliales, Acytosteliaceae. The annotation marks the transcript as partial. The record is from RefSeq and is a predicted model, not a curated record.